AACAAUGCAAGACAGUCUUGUAUUUCAAUGGAGGGGCCAGAAGUGAAACAAGAGAAAGUAAAGCCUGCGAAAACCGUUCGAUUCAGAGUCGCGUCUGCCAACAGCGGACGGGUCUUGGCGGAGGUGUUCAAGGAUGAAGCGGCCUGGAGCGGGUCGGCGUCGGACUCGGUGGGCUCGGACUGCACCAGCAGCCCGGAGGCGGAGCAGGGGAGCAGCGAGGCCAACAGCCACCUGAACGGCCUGGCGGUGGAGACCGGCGUGGACGCCAAUGGCUGCGAACCGGAUGACCUGCUUCUGUACGCCAGUGCCAAGAGAGAGACGCUCUUCGGCAACACACGCGUCAAUAUCUGCAGCAAGAACGGGACCAUACGGGGAGUGAGGCACAAAGUGAGCGCAGGCCAGGAGCUGUUCAACAGCCUCUCCAGCAUGUACUCCGGGUCCCUUCGUCAUCAGAAAAGGAGACCCUGGGAAAAGCAGUGAAACAGUUUGGAGGUUAACGCCAUGUGGUCAACAGGAAGAAAAAGAUCAUGUUGCUGAAGAUUGGCUUUCAGUUUGGUCUAUAACGCAUAUCAUUUUUCAAGAAAAUGAGCUUUUUACAGAAUUUAAACCUUUACUGUCCAGUUAUUUGAGUCGGAUUAAUUUCGGGAUUUUUUCUAAUGCGGUCAUUCACUUUAAUGUAUUUGUAUGUUCUUUUAAAUUCAUACAUUUAUAGUUUUGAAAUAAUAAUUUGAAACUCCUUGUAUGACCAUUAUCCAAAUGUAUACACUAUAAUGUACGCACUAAAUGAAGUAACCUGUCACUUGAGAUAAACAAACAAGCUAAACCACUGAGCUAAACCAAAGUUAAUUCUUUUGGCCCAUGAGACUUUGAAUGGAUUUUUUAAAAGAGUUUUUCAUAGACAUGUGCAUCUAAUUGUGACACAGGAUUUAUAUAAUUUUGAUACACUGUAUGUUUGAGUGUCCUUAAUGUUUUAUUGUUUUAGGUGGACAUGCAUGUUUUUCUAAGUGUUUUAGAUGAUUUCUUAUCCAUAAUUCUAUUGGACUGAAUAAACUUGCCUUUGUUUUAA
Messenger RNA from Gasterosteus aculeatus aculeatus (three-spined stickleback), 1066 nucleotides. It is a transcript of the gene grxcr1b, whose product is annotated as glutaredoxin and cysteine rich domain containing 1 b. Gene Ontology annotation, biological process: sensory perception of sound. NCBI's taxonomy places the organism in Eukaryota, Metazoa, Chordata, Actinopteri, Perciformes, Gasterosteidae. The record is from RefSeq and is a predicted model, not a curated record.